This is a messenger RNA of Dryobates pubescens (Downy woodpecker), 1460 nucleotides long. RefSeq names its product fragile histidine triad diadenosine triphosphatase (gene FHIT). Gene Ontology annotation, cellular component: cytoplasm; plasma membrane; nucleus. The record is from RefSeq and is a predicted model, not a curated record. NCBI's taxonomy places the organism in Eukaryota, Metazoa, Chordata, Aves, Piciformes, Picidae. The coding region runs from base 132 to 578 and encodes 148 amino acids. Gene Ontology annotation, molecular function: ubiquitin protein ligase binding; bis(5'-adenosyl)-triphosphatase activity. The transcript has 7 exons. Gene Ontology annotation, biological process: purine nucleotide metabolic process; intrinsic apoptotic signaling pathway by p53 class mediator; diadenosine triphosphate catabolic process.
GUUUGUAGUCAUCUAACUGCACUGAAGUCAAGGGGAAGUACUUUUCAUGUACACCACAGUAAUGAGAAGAGAACGAUAGAUUCUCUUCUGCUGAAGGUUUCAGCAUCUGACCUUGAAGAUUCUCAUUUGUCAUGCUGAGAUUUGGGCAACACCUCAUCAAGCCCUCUGUGGUCUUCUUGAAGACUGAGCUCUCCUUUGCUCUCGUGAACCGGAAGCCAGUGGUCCCAGGCCAUGUCCUUGUUUGCCCUCUGCGGCCAGUGGAGCGUUUCCGUGACUUGCGUCCUGACGAAGUGGCUGAUUUAUUUCAUACGGCGCAAAGAGUUGGCAAUGCGGUGGAGAAACACUUCUGCGGCACCUCGCUCACCAUUUCCAUUCAGGAUGGCCCCGAAGCUGGACAAACGGUGAAGCAUGUUCAUGUCCAUGUGCUUCCAAGGAGGGCCGGAGACUUCCGCAGGAAUGACGAUGUCUACACGGAGUUGCAGCAACACGACAAAGAGGAUUCCCCUGACAAGUGGAGGACAGAGGAAGAAAUGGCAGCUGAAGCAGCAAUUCUGAAGAAGUAUUUUCAGGAAAAUUAAAGGUAACAAAGUGUUUGAAAAACAUCCCGUGGCAUAUGAAACUCCUCGGAAAGAAAACCCUCGGCUCUCCAGUGCUCAGUGGGCCCUGGAGCUGCAGCUGAACAAUUUUAUUGUGUUCUCCAAAAAUAGGAUUCUUCCAUGAAAAAUUUUAUUGGACCUUUGGAUAUCAUCAAGGUUGAAUUUCAGCUAAGACAACUAACAGCCCUGAUUCAAAAUAUUGUUCUGAGUAGUGUCUCAUCCAUUCCUGAAAUGUGUACUUGGGAAUGAAUCUUCUUAAAUUGUCCCUUGGCCUAAAUUGAAAUAAAGUGCUUGCAAAAUCAGGUUGCUGCUGUGUUUAGGUACAUUACGAAGUCUUUACUGCAUGUUGUGCUUUUUUUUGAUGUGGUUAUUUUAUGUGGGCUAUUAUAUCAUAGAAAAAUUAGAUCUUUUAGCAGUGUGACAAUGCACACAACCCCAGGCUCUGGUACAGACUCGCUAAGAUAAACCUGGAAAGAGCAACUGUUUUGUCAGGUAAGGUAGUGGAACAAGAAAUAUAACACUUCUUAAGACCUUCCCUUUCUUUGUUCUUUUGAAUGCAUUGUCAUGAUGAUUCUGGAGUUUAAGGUGCUGCAAAACACUUCUGUGAAUCAAUGAACAUACAAAGCUGCUAAGGGGACAGUAAUCACCUGAGGGUUAGACUGGCACAAAUGUCCUGCUCCCAGCAGCAAACCACACGAGUAGGAGCCACCUGCAUGGAAGGGUCCCUCAGCAAGAAAUGCUCUGUUUGGAACCCUGCACAGAAAGAAGCCUGCCAUGGGUUAGCUGUUGAUUGCCAACAUGUAAUAAAGGAAAAGAAGUCAAACAACAGAUGGAAGAGAGAAGAAAUCAGUCUGCAAGACAAUC